UAAGGCAUUACACCUGUAAGAGAAUGUAAAUAAAGAUCUUCCUGCACUUGACAUCUGACACCCACUUAACAGUGUGAGAUUUCAUCAGUGAGAACUGAGCUGCAUCUUCACGAGACACCGAGUAACAUAAUAAGAGGCCGUGUUAAAAACAAAACAAAAAAAAAAACAGCUCAUAGGGUUCGGGCUGUCCACAUUGUGCUUAUACAGCUAUAUUUCCUCAAACUGAGAUGUCUAGCAAACCGUUGCUACAACUAAAAGCGCGUCCAUGGUUUCGGUGAAAGUCAAUUGUGUGAAUGGUGGGCUUUUACUAGCAGUAUAAAUACAAAGCGCGCACCCGCGCUGCUGGAUUAAGUGCACUGGGACGUCCUGAAGCAAGCAGGAUUACAGAAGCAGAUCUGCAGCGAUGGCUGACACUUUACGAAGACUGGUGAACUCAUCUCCGUACAGUGUUUUGCAGGACAAACUGGAAGCUUGGUACAAAGACUACCAUGUGUUCUCUUGUGACCAGAACCUGAAUAGGUGCUGUGAGCUGGUGGAGCUCACCUCUAAAAUUCAGGGUCAAUUGUUCACCAUACUCAACCAUACAGCACAAGAGGGGGGACAUUAUUCAGGGGUUGACACACUAAAAUCUCGCCUUUUACCAUGGCUUGGCUCUUGCUUCACCAUUGCAGCUUCGUCUGUCUCCGCGGAUACCAGCCUUAGCCUCAUUCAGGAAUCUGUGGAGAAAGAUCGGAAGAUUCGUGAACUGUCCUCAGCUCAUGAGAGCGACAUGCAGACAAUAGAAGACCGGCUGUGUUCUACACGUAUAGAGUUGGAUUCAGUUAAACAGGAGCUUGCUGACACCCAGAUUGAACUGGAUUCCACAAAGAAUAAAUCUGCAACCACCCUGUUGGCCACAGAGGAUGAAAUACUACAUCUAAAGGCAGAGCUGCGAGUUGCUCAAGAUCAGGUUGAUCUGUAUAAGAAAAAGCUGGAUGUACUUGAUGACUAUGAGAGGCAGAUCAGAAUCCUACGAGAUGAGGUCUCAUUCCUCACCACUGAAAAAGCUGUUCUACAGGAAAGAUUGGUCAGGAGCCGUUCACCUAGUCCUCUUCCAAGGCGGAGUCGCUCGGUUAGCCCUGUGAGGGGCGAGUCUCCUACACGCGCCCAGCUCACUAGUUCCUCUCGGCAUGCACGGCUGGUCUCGCGUUUCUCAGACCUGUAUGCCACAGAGAGACUGGACUCCCAAAGUCUCCUGCGCAGAUACAUUGACGACCUGGAAACAGUCCAGAGGAUCCUUUUCAUUGCUGUUGUGGAAUCAUUUCAGGCUGCUAAGCUGGCCUAUCGGCAGUUUAAAGCACGUGUGAGGAAGACACUUUCCUCUACUCAUAUUGGUCCUGAGAGUCUGGAGGAUGCAGUGGUGGAUUACAUUGUGAGAAAUCUGGAUCUGUAUGAUGUGCAGACCAGCGUUAAUGAUGUGAUCAACACAAUGAACGUAAACCCACGCAUCUCUUUCCCUCCGGAGGUGGACUUUGUUCUGAUCAGCAGCUUCAUUAGGGAAGCAUGUCGAAUAGCUUUUGCCAUGCAAACUCUGGACCCACCCCUGGACCUGGCCUUCAGCUCAGAUGGUGAACUCUACAGUGAUGUUAAGUACAGGCGCAGUUUUGACUCGGAGUUCACCGCUCCACUGGUGGCGUAUCACGUGUGGCCUGCACUGUUGGAGGGAGACACUGUCAUACUGAAGGGAGAGGCGGUCACUAGGAGAGGAGCUCUGUGGAGAAGCAGGAGUCGUAGUUCCAGUCCUGUUCGCUCUCGUUCAGGAAGCCCCAGCCGCACAUUUAUGCCCAGUCGUAGUCGAAGCCCUUCCCCUGGACGUCUCUCAAGUAGUCGACUUUAAAGUUUGAUACCUGACCUCCCUUCACACUGGAUACAGGACCAAACAAAAGCAGAAUAAUCAAAACAUAAAAAUAUUUUUUUCAGCUUUAACGUAAUCUUUUCUAUGUGUGGGAUGAACUAGACACUAAAGUGGAAAACAAUUACCUUUACAAAUGACUCAAUACUUAUGAAGAAUGGAGUCAUUUGUCAUGUUUAAACAGAAAGCACUAUUUACAAGAAAAAAACCUCCACACUAACAUUUCCUGAGUGGAUUGCACUUGACAGCUAGUGGCCCAAUAUGAUUAGCCAGUUAAACCUUAAUUGUAUUAGAUCAGCACUAUGCAUAUACAUUAUAACAAAGACAUUAUAUAUAGAAAGACAGUGCACUCUUAUUACUAUGAAUGGGAGAAAGUGCAACGUGCAAUAUGGCGGAACAAGUCCCGCCUUCUAAAUAAAAGAGCCAAUCGCGAGGUGGUCAAGACAUUGUGUCACUGCAGACUUGCCUUAAAGGGACUUUGAUUAUAAUGAUUUUUAAAAAAAAACAGCUCUCUAAAUGUUAACAUUUUACUCACUGAGUCUAAUAGGACCAUUGCACAUUACACGUUCAAAAAUUUGUGGUCAGUAUGAUUUUUUUAAUGAAUAUUUUUAUUCAGCAAGGAUGCAGUAAAUUGAUCAAAAGUGACAGUGAAGACAUUUAUAAUUUAAAAAAAGAUUUCUGUUUUAAAUAAAUGUUCUUUUGAACUUUCCAUUUAUCAAAGAAUCAUUAAAAAAAUGUAUUAGUUUCCACAAAAAUAUUAAGCAGCUCAACUGUUUUUAACAUUGAUAAUGAUAAGAAAUGUUUCUUGAGCAGCAAAUCAGCAUAUUAGAAUGAUUUCUGAAAGAUCAUGUGACACUGAAGACUGGAGUAAUGAUGCUGAAAAAUCACAGGAAUAAAUUACCUUUUAAAAUACAGUUAUAAUAGACAGUUGUUUAAAAUUGUAUUUUAGUUUGACAAUAUUACUGUUUUUACUGUAUUUUAUCACAUGGAUGCAGCCUUGGUGAGCAUAAGAGACUUCUUUCAAAAACAUUUUAGAAAAAUUACAGAUACUAAACUUUUGAACAGUAGUGUUUGAAACAAAAUAUACUUGUUAAGGUGCUCUGUUUGUCUGUGAUAACUGGACAAGUCCUCUAAGGUGCUAUUCUUUCUAAUUUUUUGUAUGUUUUCAUAUAUUUAUGUGAUUUGGAUUUUUAUCUCUACAGUAGGAAUUAGGAUCAAAGAGAAAAUCUGUUGUCUUCUAGGUCACACCUGCACACCAGCACUUUUAAGAAAAUUAAUUGGCUCUUUUGUAAUGAUAACUGUAUCACUCUUAAGUGCUGUUCGUGAAGUGUUUCUACUGAACUGUCAUUAAUUUGUUUCUUCUAGUACAUAAUCUGUAGACUCUAAAAUAAUUUAUUUUACAGACUAUUGAAUGCAUUUCCACUUUAAGGCCAGUGUAAAUGUCAAUUUAAUUAUUAUUUCCUAAUGUUGGUGCUAAAGUUUUACUUCAAUACUGAAGAAUGGCCUGCAGUGUUUUGAAUUUGUGGAAUUCUAAACUGUUCAAAACCUCAAUUUCAUAGUUUUAAGGUGCUCAGUUUAUUCUGCUAAUUGUCUCAUGUUUAUGAGGUCUGUAUCAAGUAAAGUACUUUUUUUCUGUUAUCUCAAAUCAUUUAUUAAAUUUGUUUUAACAAACAAAAAAGGUGUGAGAGUGAAUCAUCAGGAACCAGACCUUUAACUUAUGGCUUAAGCUUAUUAUUUAAGUGAAAAUUUAGUUAUUUUCAUACAGUAAAAUAAUUUGUCUGAGAGUUCAAAAAUGACUCAACCGUUAAUGAAAUAUUACUUAGUUUUCCUUGAGUAAUAAUGGAUUAUAUAAUGGAAGUCAACAUGAAAGAUACGUUAUGAAUGACGUCAUUAUAAUGUGAGCACAAAGGACACCUACUGUAGUUCAAACACAUUAUUCUGUCUGUACCCUCUUCCACAUGUCACCACUAGAGGUCACUCACAUCAUACUAAACUGAGGAGGACACAGACAUAUGAAAGCUGCUGAAUACGAACCGCAUACCAGUAAACUAAUCGUACUACUUUUACUAUAUCUUUCUCUAGCAGAAAAGAGUAUGUGUUUCUGAAUUCAGCACGUGUUUUGGUUCUGGACUCACUCUCCAUAAUUACAAAGGGUUUUACAAGUAGGCCUAAAUGAAUAGUUCUUUUGGAAAAUCAGUUUAAAAAUAAUGUACAAUCACAGAGACUCCAGCCAUAUUAGUAUCCUAAUAAAAACUGUUAUUUUAGUAUUAUUUAUAUACUAUUAAAGUAUUUAUUAAUACUUUACUUAAUUAGCUUUUAUUUUUACAUUUUAUUUUUUAACAUUUCUAUUUAGCUUUAAUUUAUUUUCAUUUCAGUUUUUUUUUUUUAAUUUUAGUACUUAUAUUUUAUUUCAGUUAGUUGCCAGAUCAACUAGAGUUUUUCCAUGUAAUAAUUAUAGCCUAUUUUUUUUUUUUUUUUUUUUUUAAUUUCAGAUUUAUUUCAGUUAUAGUUUUAGUUUUAGUUAACAUUAACAUCACUGAAAUAAAAGCUGUUUUAUUUUACAAGCAGAUCACCUUUGUUGAGAUAACCAUCCAAAUAAUUCUCUGUAACCCUCUGUUAUUGGACUUUUUUUUUCAGAUAAUAAAUGAAUCAUGACUGGUUGUGCAUUUCUGCAAUAACACUGGCAAUAAUACUGGUAGUAAUUUAAAGAUGGACAGCACAACAUAAACACAACAAGUAUUUUCAACUGUAAUAUAAAUAGAGGAAGAGGAAAAAUAAAAAAAACAGGAAAUUUUCAAGAGUGGAGCCAUGGAGUAAAAUAAAUAA
Ctenopharyngodon idella (grass carp) is the source of this 4717-nucleotide messenger RNA. It is a transcript of the gene spata18, whose product is annotated as spermatogenesis associated 18. The coding region runs from base 404 to 1876 and encodes 490 amino acids. Gene Ontology annotation, biological process: mitophagy by internal vacuole formation; mitochondrial protein catabolic process. Lineage: Eukaryota; Metazoa; Chordata; Actinopteri; Cypriniformes; Xenocyprididae. Gene Ontology annotation, cellular component: mitochondrial outer membrane. The transcript is spliced from 12 exons. The record is from RefSeq and is a predicted model, not a curated record.